Molecule: messenger RNA, 1539 nt
Organism: Alternaria arbusti
Lineage: Eukaryota; Fungi; Ascomycota; Dothideomycetes; Pleosporales; Pleosporaceae
Exons: 4
Coding region: 1-1539 (512 amino acids)
Molecular function (GO): oxidoreductase activity, acting on paired donors, with incorporation or reduction of molecular oxygen; iron ion binding; monooxygenase activity
Source: RefSeq, a predicted model, not a curated record
AUGACGCUUCUCUCUGAUGUUUUUCUGGGUGCGCACCUUCGAUCCGUCCUCUUGGUCUACCUUCCUGCAUCUUUCGUCGCAUACUAUGUCAUCUGGACCGUCUAUACUCGAACCCUCCAUCCACUAGCCAAGGUUCCAGGACCAUUCUGGGCAUCGGUUUCACGAACAUGGCUCAUGUGGCACCAUCACAAAGGCGACAUUGAGAUUGUCGAGCGCGUUCUUCACCAGAAGUAUGGCCCCAUCAUUCGGAUCGCACCCGAUGAGGUAGUGACGACCGAUACCACAGCCAUUCCACACAUCUACCCGGUUCAAAAGGCCCUACAAAAGACUGAUUGGUACAAUCCAUGGCGACCAUCAGGACUAAACAGCCAGCCGGAUUUGUUCACGCAGACCAACGAGAAAGCGCACGCAGCGUAUCGAAGGAUUGUUGGAGGUGUCUAUUCCCUUUCCAGCAUACUGAAAAACGAACCGAAUCUGGAUGCGACCUUGGAACUCUUUCUUGAACGGUUGGGUAGCUUCGCCGAUAGCAACGAAGUAUUUGACUUUGGUCUUUGGCUCGAGAUCGUCGGAGUCGCCUUCUUCGGUCAAGCCUUUGGUUUUCUCAAGGACAGCAUCGAUUACAACAACUACAUCCACUCGGUCCAUCUUGCAAUGCCAUUUCUUACCCUUCUGACAGUCACUCCGUACUACGUACGACCGUUUUUACUUUUGGUCGCUGUGUGCAUCCCGAGCUUACUGAAGGCUGUCCUGGCUGUGGAGGAUAUCAAGAAGACUGCGAUUAUAGAGACGAAGACGGCUACCGAGAGAACCCUUGAAGUGACGGGAAAGCGACCCGACUUACUUUCUCAGCUUCUGGCGAUUGUGCAAGAAAAGGGAGAGAAGGUCAACUACUCGCACAGAGAGAUCACAUCGGACAUGUGGGUUGCAAUCAUGGCUGGAGCUGAUAGCACGUCCAUCGCAAUGCGCUCCGUUUUCUACUUCUUGAUGAAGAACCCCGAGAAACUGGAAAAGGCGCGCGCAGAAGUCGAUGCGGCCUUUGAGAACGGUACCCUCUCAUCACCAGUACAGUACAGUCAGGUAUCUUCUCUUCCAUACCUCGUAGCGACUGUAAAGGAAGCCCUGAGAUUAUUCUCUCCAUUCUCGGUAUCGAUGCCUCGAUAUGCUCCAAGCGAAGGAAUCACUCUGUGUGGGAAAUACAUCCCAGCAGGCUACACAGUUGGAAUGAACCCUUCAAUCGUUUCGCACGACAAAGACGUAUUUGGAAAAGAUGCGCUAGAAUUCUUUCCCGAGCGAUGGCUGCAGAGUGAAGAUCGUACGCGGGCGAUGGACAAGACAAUCCUAGGUUGGGGUGCUGGGACACGCACAUGCGUUGGCAGGCCCCUCGCUUUGACACAAAUCUACAAAGUAACUGCCGAGGUAUUGCAUCGAUUCGACUUUGAGAUGGCACAUGACAAGCCAUGGAAAACGCACAAUGCUUCUUUCAACGUCCAAACUGGUGUUGAGUGCAGGUUCAAGCGAAGAGGUUCGACUACACCUUAG